AUGUCGGUGAUAAGUGUUUUCGUCUGCUUGGAUAAUCGAAACAACAUCCAUCUUUAUAGGCGGAGAAAUAUCAGAGGUAUUGUGGGAGGUUCCCUAAUGAGACUGGGCAAAGUGCGGCUUGCACAGUCGCACCCUCCGGGCACAUGGCGCGCUACUGGACCUGGGAAGAAAUCGACCCAUCGUGUUAGUUUACAUGCUCACUGGACUGAAAACCGAACAGUUUUAGGAGAAAAAGGCGUUCAAUCUUCUAUGAGAUCACUGUAUUGGACAGUUACGCAUGGUCGUAACGGUAAACUGACCAACUACCCUGCAUGCCUCAACACCUUGCUUUCAGAGUUAUGGUCAUUGAAUCUCACCUAUGUUGCUGCUGGUGAGCGACGCACGAACGGCGACGUAUCCAGAAAGGCCUAUUUCAUCCAGAAGACCUGUUACUUUUAUCAUAGGACACCUUUAUGGAUCUGGGUCCACUUCAUGAUGGGGAAAGGAGAUGCGCCACACCAAAUUGGCGCUAGCGGAAGGGGUUUGAAUAAAUGGCAAACGAAGAGCAGGCCCUUGACAGGCUUCCACGAACUUGCGGGCAAAUACCGUUCUUCGUCAAUGAGGGCCGAAAACCAGGAUUCCCGAGGAUACCGUCAUGGAGAACAAUACAAAGGGCACCAAACAGUCCAGGAACGCAGGGAUAUGACAAACAUCUUCUUCCAUUCACUACCUAACCAAGAGCCAUCAUCCCAAGAGUCCAGCAACAACCCUCAGACCACUGCCAAACGGGAUGACGUACAUCUUAUUUUCAACCAGUCAGCCAAUCCAUCGAUCUCCUUAAAAUCAUCCCGACCCUCCCAGCGGACAGGUGCGGAAACAGCUUCCAGAGUUCCGCCAUAUAAGAUACAUUGCUUCAAACAUUAUCGACCUCUAAAAAGAAUACCAAGACGUGCCCUUAGCUCUCAGCUGCCCUCAGCCCAGGGUUUGGGUAUAAACAAAAAUCCAAAAAGAAGCGAAGAAGUGCCGGAAUGGAAGAACGCAAAUCCACAGGAUAUUGCCACGUCUGGUGGGUGGGUUUGUCUUAAGAUGCAUCCAGCAGACCCUCAAGAAUCGAAAGCCAACCAUGUAAACCAGAAAAUUCAAGCGACAUAG
Messenger RNA from Lindgomyces ingoldianus, 1131 nucleotides. RefSeq lists its product as uncharacterized. NCBI's taxonomy places the organism in Eukaryota, Fungi, Ascomycota, Dothideomycetes, Pleosporales, Lindgomycetaceae. Bases 1 to 1131 code for a protein of 376 amino acids. The record is from RefSeq and is a predicted model, not a curated record. The transcript has 10 exons.